CGCCGUGGUUGUCGUUGGUCACCGCACGCGUAUAGUUCUCAGCGAUCGUCGACAUUAUUAUCCGUUUGUCGUCUUCGAAUUUCCGCACAAGUCUUUCCGCGGAAGUUUAAGUUCACCCGCUGUGUACGAGAUUGUUUCGAACAACACAUUUUGAUGUAACCGCGAUAAUUGGAUACGCACGUGCCGAGAGUUUGGAUCGAAAAACUGCGAGCACCGCACGAUGAGACGAAGAAAAGAAAAUAUAAUUUGAAAACGAAUUGGCUGGACGGAUACACCAUCUUCUUUUUAAGAUGAAAUUAUGUUUUCCAAUCCUACUAAUCAUGCUUACGACUACGUCGGCAAAUUUUUGUGCAUUCAACAGCAUGUGCACAUGCAAAACAGACGAAGCCUUAAGAAUGCACAUUUCAUGUGUAGCUGUUCUUUUACAUUCAAUACCAGAAGUACCAGCUGGCACACGAAUAAGUCAUAUGGACGUCAUGUCAUCCGAAAUAGAAACCGUGGAAAACGACGUACUACAAGGAACGCACAUAGAAUCCUUACGGCUAAUGAGCAACAAAAUUGGCUUUGUAGCAGAUAGAGCUUUUGCAUUAUCCGGUUCGGUACUCAGAGCACUUGAUCUCAGUUAUAACCAAUUAAACAGUGUACCAUUAAAAUCUUUAAAUAAUAUAAGAAACUUAGACUGGCUAAAUUUACACGGCAAUAACAUUGAAGUUAUAGACCCUCACUGGGGCCAUCUAGAGGAUACUUUACAACAUUUAUUUAUCGGCGAAAAUGAUUUAACUACAUUUCCGGAUUUCUUUUCAAAUUUACGAACACUGUCUACUUUGAAUUUAGAUAAUAAUUUGCUUACUUCGGUUCCAGCAUCCAUCAAAACUCCGCCAUUACUCGAGACAUUAAGCAUAUCGAAUAACUUCUUGGAAGAGUUUCCAGUGUCCAUUACUGAAUUAGGGACUUCGCUAAACAGAUUAUAUAUACGGGAUAAUUACAUAAAAAAUAUAACCAACAUAAUACCAAACAGAUUUGUCAAACUGGAGGUUUUAGACCUAGGCAUGAAUCGUCUAGAGAGUUGGUCAGGUCGCAUGUUUGGCGGCCGUUCAGAAGUUCGAAAUCUACAUUUGGAUAUGAACCGUAUAGAAGUCUUAGAAGCAAAUGCGUUUGACGGAUUAAGAUCAGUUCGUAUGUACUUAUCCCGUAAUCGACUUCGGAGUUUAGACCAUAAAACUUUCGAAGGGUUGGAAAGAAUACUAGAAUAUUUAGAUCUUGAACAUAACUUACUCGGUGAAAUUCCAACGGCUGUGAGAACACUGAAGAAUCUAAAGUUUCUGUAUUUAUCAUUUAAUGAUCUUGGUCACUUGGAUUCAGAAGAUUUUUCAGGCGUAUCUUCCAGUUUACGGUCGUUAUCAUUAUCGGGGAAUCGUUUGACGGAAAUUCCUAGUAUUGCAUUAGACAACUGCACUAAACUAUCACAUCUAAAUUUAGGAUAUAAUUUUAUACACGAAAUUAAAGAAAACUGCUUUGGAGUUUGGGCUGAACACUUGGAUACUCUACUGUUAAUGAACAACAAGUUGACGGAACUCACCGGGAGACCAUUUAAAAAAACCAUUUCGUUAAGAGAACUGAGUUUGUCUUUUAACAAUAUUCAUUAUGUAGAUGCGGAUGUAUUCAUUGAUUUAUCCUCAUCACUCGAAAGCUUAGAAAUAAGUUUCGGUGUUUACUAUGAUAAUUUCCCAGUGAAAAUACUCAAACACCUCAAGUCUCUAAUGUGGCUGGUGUUGGAUAACAACGAUAUACUAUCUGUAUCAGUUGAUUCACUCAAUUCGCUGGAAAAAUUGCAGUACCUUAACAUGGAAUCAAACAAAAUUUCUGUAAUAGCUCCUGGGACAUUUUCGGCUUCAAAUCUAACCCGUCUUCACGACAUAAGACUGAAUCAAAACAAUUUAAUGUCAUUGGAGCCGAAUACAUUUUCAAAUUUACAGCAGCUACAAACUGUUACCGUCUCAAGAAACAAAAUUAUCGAAAUCAUGGCACACGCGUUCAAUGAUCUUCCUCGUUUGUUAAAUGUUGAUUUGUCGUUCAAUAAAGUUGAAUAUAUUCAACCAGCAGCGUUCAAUCAUCUACCGAAUUUAAAACGCGUCGACUUACAAGAAAACCAACUAAAAGAAUUGCGAAUAACGUCAUUCAUAAACUCGACAAAUUCAAAACAACCUUUGUCAUUAAAUGUAUCAAAAAACUACAUUGAACGUGCUCCAGUCGAUGACCCUCUAACACCCAUUCACGUGAAACUUUUAGAUUUAAGUUAUAAUAAUUUACAAGACGUGCCAUUUGAACUUUUAUAUCUAGUAUCAGGCUCAAUCAAAGAGCUAUAUCUAGACCACAAUAAAAUUCUUAAAAUUUACAACUCCGAAUUCGUUAAUUUAUUUAAUUUGGAAGUCAUAUCAUUGUCUGGAAACGGUAUCACAUCCAUAGCUUCAAAGGCAUUUUGUAAUUUGACUUCUUUACAAGUGCUCGAGUUGUCUGAUAAUAAAUUACAUCAGUUAUACACUGAACAGUUUGCAACGUUACCAAAACUCAGGAUCUUAUCAUUGGCCGGAAAUAAUUUAAAGUCUCUAAGCUGGGAUGUUCAUUCGAGUACGCCUCUUGAAUCUUUGGAUUUGUCCAACAAUCGCCUACUAACAGUACCAACAGGCGUUCUGAUGAAGACGGGAUCGACGUUAAAGCAUCUUUCACUUGCAGGCAACCGAAUAGAUCAUAUUGACGGCACAACAUUUUCGGGAAUAUCAAAACUGACCAAUUUAAGUUUGGCUGAUAAUAAGUUAACUAUUAUUCCAGAUAAUGCAUUUAUAGGACUUGCGAGUUUAUUAUCACUGGAUUUAUCUUUAAAUAAUAUCAGAGCAAACUUUAAGGAAUUGUUUCAUUAUGUCCAAAACAUCAAACAUUUGAAUUUGGCUAACGUAGGGCUAAGUGAAACUCCACCGUUUCCGCUUCCCAAUUUAGUUACACUCCGUUUGUCUCAUAACAAGUUAAAAACGAUAUCUAGAAAUUCAAUGGAAAUGUUGACCAAGCUCAGAACGCUCUACAUUGACCACAACGAGCUUUCCUAUUCUCCAGCGAACGUAUGGUCAUUAUUACCAUCUCUGAAAUCAUUAGAUUUAUCGUCUAAUCCUAUAAAGACUAUUACUAAAGCGAGUUUUACAGAUCUAUUUCGAUUGCAGCACUUAAAAGUACAGCAGCUAUACUAUUUGGACCGUUUCGACGCAGGGUCACUAUCCAAACUAUCUUCGCUCCGUUCGUUGGCCACUGAUUGGAGACCGAAUCUCGGGCAAAUAGUUUGUGCUGCUGUGCGUUCCAUACGAAGCGUGUCGGUCUAUGUAAACCGACCCCGACUACCAGGACCCAUAGUGGAUCCUUGUGGUCCGAAGUUGGAAUCCGUGGACAUUACAGGAUCUAAACUACGGAUACUGGACCCGUUAACAUUUGCGGAUCUAAAAUUAGGGGCUGGCGAUAGACUAGCUAUCAGUAUAAGAAACACUGCCAUUGAAGAUUUGCCAGCCGAUUUGCUGUUGCCGUUGGUUGGUGUGCCCAAACUCACUUUGGACUUAACGGGGAACAAACUCACUUCACUCAAUCCGUCGACCGUGUACUCUAAUUACACUACAUGGGAAAACUCCGGAACGAAUGUUUUAAAAGGAGGCUUGUUCCUGGACGACAAUCCUUUGCAAUGUGAUUGCGGACUAUUGUGGUUGGGCCAAUGGCUGCGACGAUGGCUCAGGGAAGCGGUACAGGUGCACACUCUUGGAAUGGCCGAAGCUCAAAUGGCACAUUCGACCGUGCGACGAGUCAUGUGCUCAGACCCCCGGAACGGUGGUGCUAGGGUGCCCGUAGCCGACAUCUACCCCGAGGAUUUGCGGUGCAAGGCCAGUGCGCUGAGCGGUAGCGGGACGGGCAACACGGCCGCAAAGACGUCUCACUUGAUCGUGUGUUUGCUCCGAGCACUGGUGGUUUUCUAUUUGGCCUCGGUCUGGUGUAACGUAUGCUGAGCUCUAGGCCAUUUGCAUGCACCGUGUCAAUUGUGUAUAAUAUAUCAUUUUAUCUGUUUUGCCAUCGUUUCUUCUUUUGGCUUCGUCAAAAAGUCUGUGAUGCCUAAUGUAGUUUUUUUUUAGGGUUUCCUCCCGUUCGGCCGUAGCCGGAUAAAACGAUUUUUCGAAAGCCAAUAACGGUAUGCAAACGGCUUAAUAACGUUAUUUUAUGUAUAUAUAUAUUAUGUACAUUAAAAAUUAAUUAGAAAUAAUUAAACCACAGUAAAUACAAUGAUUUAAUUGUUUGCAGUCAUAUAAAAAAAAAAAAAAAAUCCAGCCUUGUGAUAAUAAUCGACGUACGCGCUAUAACUUAACUAUACUAUAUCGUAUUUUAUACAAUUUUGUGUACAGUUUAAUGUUUUACAAAAACUACAUUAUGUAUCCAUUUUUUUUCCGUCACUUUAUAUAAAUAAUAAACAUAUUCUGCACAUAACAAUUAGCGUUGAAAAAUAACAAUAUUAUGCUUCGUUAUUAAUGAGAUGACAUUUUGCAAAAAUAUAACAACUAUAAACAGGGUCUCUUCGUAGAUAUUCGGUCUUGAAUAAAUUUAAAUCCAAACGACCUUGAUUUUAGGAUAACAUUUUGUUAUGAGGUUCGAGCGAUUUAAGUAAACGUAUACCUACUAAUCACUAUUACUUCAUUUAAAAAUGUCUUGUUAUAGCCAUCCCAUGUAGUACAAAUAAAAACCAAAACUACUUACAAAAGGUGAAGUUGGGUAAAUACAAAUACUACAUUUAUCAAAGUAAUAAUCAAAAGUUGGUAAUUAUUUUCUAUUUUUUUUUUUUUGCUUUAUAAUAAUAUAGGUAGUGGCAUCUACCCAUUCAGUUGAUAAAUAAAAUAUGUGUCUCACCCAACCUAAAUACGAAUGUUUGAUCGAUUUCGCUUUGUAGUAGCUGACUGACAUUUUAUAUGAACAUUGUGUAAGUCAUUUUUUAUAGUGUUUAUGCGUAUGCACGGUUGAAUAUUAAAUGAAUUACCUAUAUUGAGAGAGAGAGAGAGAAGAAUACUAUAGGUACAAAAAAUCGUUUCAUUUUAAUUUUAAUUUUCCAUGCUGAAUGCAAUAAUCAAGUAACACACUUAUGUACAUAAAAAAAUAUGCAUUUUUCGCAAAACAGAACACCAUUGUAAAUAUUUAAAAAUAGCAGAUUAAUUCUGUUUUAACAACGCCGUAAUGAAAUUAUUUCUUCGUAUUUAAUUUCUGUUACAAAGCGUAGAACUCUUCCCGUAACCCUAAAAUUAAAGUAUUCGAUUUAAAUCAAUGUUUCACAAGAGUUUAAGAGUUAUUAUCUCUUUUUGGGGAACUGAGGUUUUUAACAAUGUUUUUUCGAAAAAAAUGAUUAUUCAUUAGAAUAUGAAGUAAAAGUUUGAGCACGAAAACAUUAUCCGUAAUGAUAAAAUUAUAAUGUUUCAAACGGAAAAUUUCACCGAAACAUAAUCAAUAAAAAAAAAUAAUAAUACUUUAACCUAAAUGCUAUGUCAAUUGGCGACCUGCAUUGUGAGUGAGGAGCUCGCUAAUAAAAUUUUAUCUUUCUCACCUAAAAUAAUUUUUAUUGCAUAUCCAGUAUGAAUACAAAACCGAUAACAACGCCAUAUGGCACAAUCAUUCAAAAUUUGUUAUGGUCUGCAAAAAGCUGAGGAAGUUUAUUUGACUAAUAUUUUAAAAAUUAUCAAAAUACAUUUGAAAUUCCGGUUAACCUAUUAAAUGCAAAAUUGAAUAUUUAGAUUUUAGUUCUGUCGCUUGUAUAAAUGUUCCACUAAAGGUUUGAAUUAUUAUGACUAACAAGAACAAUAUGAUCCAGGCAGAGGUAAACAUAAUUUUAAAUUACUUUCUAUUUAAAGAUUAUAGUUUUUGAUGAAUUUUACGGUAUUUGGUAAAUUAAACAUUAACUUAUAUGAUACUGUAAAUAGUUUAAUGUAAAUUAAAAUGUUAUUAAUAUUAUAAUUGUAGUAUAUUAAAAUCGUUAAAAAUUAAGUGUCCUGUUAAUAUUACCAUUUAUCC
Molecule: messenger RNA, 6075 nt
Organism: Adelges cooleyi (spruce gall adelgid)
Lineage: Eukaryota; Metazoa; Arthropoda; Insecta; Hemiptera; Adelgidae
Product: chaoptin
Exons: 8
Coding region: 291-4037 (1248 amino acids)
Molecular function (GO): protein binding
Source: RefSeq, a predicted model, not a curated record